AACAGAGCGAAACUGGUCGGAGACGCUUCGAGGCGGUUGUAGGGGCUGAGGUGCUGCAUCGGUGCCGGCGGACCAGGGACUUGGACGAGCGGCGGCGGCGACGGCCCGAGGGAAAUACAACCCAGAGGAAGAGUUCCAUUUGGUAAUUUAAUCAGUGCAAGUGAAAUUAAGGAACGAUGGAUGUAGAAAACGAGAGGAUACUGAAUGUAAACCCUGCAGAGCCUGAUAAUUUAAGUGACUCUCUCUUUUCUGGUGAUGAAGAAAAUGCUGGGACUGAGGAAAUAAAGAAUGAGAUAAAUGGAAAUUGGAUUUCAGCAUCCUCCAUUAAUGAAGCUAGAAUUAAUGCCAAGGUGAAAAGGCGGCUACGGAAAAACUCGUCCCGGGACUCGGGCAGAGGCGAUUCUGUCAGUGAUAACGGAAGUGAAGGCCUUAGAAGUGGAGUAACUGUACCAACCAGUCCAAAGGGAAGGUUGCUAGAUAGGCGAUCCAGAUCUGGGAAAGGAAGGGGACUACCAAAGAAAGGUGGUGCUGGAGGCAAAGGUGUCUGGGGUACACCUGGACAGGUAUAUGAUGUGGAGGAGGUGGAUGUGAAAGAUCCUAACUAUGAUGAUGACCAGGAAAACUGUGUUUAUGAAACUGUAGUUUUGCCUUUGGAUGAAACGGCAUUUGAGAAGACUUUAACACCAAUCAUACAGGAAUAUUUUGAGCACGGAGAUACUAAUGAAGUUGCUGAAAUGCUAAGAGAUUUAAAUCUUGGCGAAAUGAAAAGUGGAGUACCAGUGUUGGCAGUGUCUUUGGCGUUGGAGGGAAAAGCUAGUCAUAGAGAAAUGACAUCUAAGCUUCUUUCUGACCUUUGUGGGACAGUAAUGAGCACAAAUGAUGUAGAAAAAUCAUUUGAUAAAUUGUUGAAAGAUCUACCUGAAUUAGCAUUGGAUACUCCUAGAGCACCACAGUUGGUGGGCCAGUUUAUUGCUAGAGCUGUUGGAGAUGGAAUUUUAUGUAAUACCUAUAUUGAUAGUUACAAAGGAACUGUAGAUUGUGUACAGGCUAGAGCUGCUCUGGACAAGGCUACUGUGCUUCUGAGUAUGUCUAAAGGUGGAAAGCGCAAGGACAGUGUUUGGGGCUCUGGAGGUGGGCAGCAGUCUCUUAACCACCUUGUUAAAGAGAUUGAUAUGCUGCUGAAAGAGUAUUUACUCUCUGGAGACAUAUCUGAAGCUGAACAUUGCCUUAAGGAACUGGAAGUACCUCAUUUUCACCAUGAGCUUGUAUAUGAAGCCAUUGUAAUGGUUUUAGAGUCAACUGGAGAAAGUACAUUUAAGAUGGUUUUGGACUUAUUAAAAUCUCUUUGGAAAUCUUCUACCAUUACUCUAGACCAAAUGAAAAGAGGUUAUGAGAGAAUUUACAGUGAAAUUCCAGACAUUAAUCUGGAUGUCCCACAUUCAUACUCUGUGCUUGAGCGAUUUGUAGAAGAAUGUUUUCAGGCUGGAAUAAUUUCCAGACAACUCAGAGAUCUUUGUCCCUCAAGGGGCAGAAAACGUUUUGUAAGUGAAGGAGAUGGAGGUCGUCUUAAACCAGAGAGCUACUGAAUAUAAGAACUCUUGCAGUCUUAGAUGUUAUAAAAAAAUAUAUAUAUAUCUGAAUUGUAAGAGUUGUUAGCACAGGUUUUUGGGGUUUUUUUUAGCACUUGUUUUGGGUACAAGGCAUUUCUGAAAUUUUGUAAACUUACAUUUAAGGGAAAUUUUUAAAUGAAGUGUUUUUCUUUUCCUUUUUUUUUUUUUUUGAGCCUGUAAAGGAGGGACAGAAAAGUAACCACUUCUUAAGUGGGAUAUUCUCAUAAGCUACCUUUUUUAAGUGCCAUGUUUAUGACAUAAUCAUUCCAAGUUUUGCAUUGAUGUCUGACUGCCACUCCUUUCUUUUAAGGACAGUGUUUUUGUAGUAAAAUCACUGGUUUAUACAAAGCUUUAUUUAGGGGGUAAAGUUAAGCUGCUAAAACCCCAUGUUGGCUGCUGCUGUUGAAAUACUGUGCUUUGGGAGUAAAAAAAAAAAAAAAAGUUCUUUGUCUUAAAGAAUUUUUUAAAAAUGACUUAGUUAUGAAGACUUAUUCAUCUUUCCAGGGAACAUAUUGCUCAGUCUUAAGGACUAGACAGUUAAGUAAAUGGUGGCUGGAACAUCUAUUUUUCUACAAAACUGGACGAAUGAACCCAGUUCUAGAAGAAUGUAUGACAAAAUAAAACACGUGAUGCAGUGUUGAUUCUU
This is a messenger RNA of Mesoplodon densirostris (Blainville's beaked whale), 2256 nucleotides long. It is a transcript of the gene PDCD4, whose product is annotated as programmed cell death 4. NCBI's taxonomy places the organism in Eukaryota, Metazoa, Chordata, Mammalia, Artiodactyla, Ziphiidae. The record is from RefSeq and is a predicted model, not a curated record. The transcript has 12 exons. Bases 177 to 1586 code for a protein of 469 amino acids. Gene Ontology annotation, biological process: negative regulation of DNA-templated transcription. Gene Ontology annotation, cellular component: cytosol; nucleus.